Messenger RNA from Aspergillus alliaceus, 450 nucleotides. RefSeq lists its product as uncharacterized. Bases 99 to 392 code for a protein of 97 amino acids. The transcript is spliced from 2 exons. The record is from RefSeq and is a predicted model, not a curated record. NCBI's taxonomy places the organism in Eukaryota, Fungi, Ascomycota, Eurotiomycetes, Eurotiales, Aspergillaceae.
UUUACUUGGGCAGUGGUACACUGGACAUAUUCUACGGAACUGUGCAAAUACCCGCACUAACUAUUUUACUACAUCUGAUAUUCAACAAACCAUUUCCGAUGACUUCAACCUCGGAGAAUAACGGCCAGGCCUGGGACGUCGAGUCCAAAGAGGCCAAACGCCUACUGGCAGAAGAUAAAUUUGACGACUGUUUAGCGUGCAGAGCCACCGGCUCCGCCGCGUUUAUUGGUCUCGGCGUGUAUAGCUACUAUACGGGCAUGAGCAAUCUGCAGAAGCAGGAGCGCGCAGUCAUGCAGAGCGCCACAAAAUACAAAAUGGGCUCGCGGAGGUUAGGUAUUGCGACUAUCUCCGCGACACUGGUGGGAAUGGGAAUUUACAGGGCAUUUAAUUGAGAUGUGUAUGUGUGUAUGUAUAGUAGCCUUAAUAUAAAAUACUCCGCUUCGAAGUUUA